Messenger RNA from Colletes gigas, 4063 nucleotides. RefSeq names its product SAFB-like transcription modulator. Lineage: Eukaryota; Metazoa; Arthropoda; Insecta; Hymenoptera; Colletidae. Bases 209 to 2914 code for a protein of 901 amino acids. Gene Ontology annotation, biological process: regulation of transcription by RNA polymerase II; regulation of mRNA processing. The transcript has 15 exons. The record is from RefSeq and is a predicted model, not a curated record. Gene Ontology annotation, molecular function: sequence-specific DNA binding; RNA binding. Gene Ontology annotation, cellular component: nucleus.
CGGCGAUGGAUAGUUUGUUUCGAAGUGCGUCGUAGUGUGUUUGCCUUCGUUAUUUCGGGAGGUUUUUCAACUUUUCUUUCUCCGUAUCGUGAUUCUAUUAUUAUAUCGAGUCUAUGCACGUGGAUUAAUUUCCAAUCUCGUGUGUGCGGGAGUGAUACAAUUUGUAGCAUAAGCGUGCCUUGUGUCGGACACUUUUUGCACAAGAAUAAUGGCCGAUGUCGAAGGAAAAAAGCUGACCGAACUUCGAGUUAUAGAUUUGAAAACAGAACUCGAACGACGCGGGCUAGAUAAGACUGGCAAUAAAGCGGCACUCCUCGAACGUCUCUCCAAAUCUAUAUCUGACGAAGGGGAAAAUCCAGACGAAUAUCUGAUUAUACCAUGUGGUGGAGUAUGCAAAGUUAGUCCAAGAAAGAACAGUGUAACUGGUGUAACAAAUCAAGAAGAAUUACCCGAAACAUUGGAAAGUCAGAAAGAAGAAGUUACAGAUGGUCCAGAUGAUAAUGAAACAAAGCCAAAAACAGAGACAAAGCCUGUAAUAGAAAAGGAAAUGGCACCUAAAAUAGAGGAACCUCAAAGUGAAGUUCAAAAUAAUACUAGCAAAGAAAUAGAGUGCAAGCAAGAACCCAAAGUUCACUUGAUUAAAAUCACAAUCGAAAGUGCACAGCCAAUUGAAAAGAAAGUAGAGCCUGAAGCUGCAAUUGUGGCAAAUCAAACCUCUACUAGUUCAGCUUCAACAGUUGAAGCUAAUGGCAUCGAUAACGAAGAUUCAAUUAAUCUAACUAUUGGGGAAGAUGAAGAAAAUCUCCUUGCUGAGGAGACAGAGUCUCACGACAGACACAAGGAUGGAGGAGAGAAGAAGAAAGUGGAAGAAAACAAGAAGGGAGAGUCUAAAGGGAGCAGUAGAGCAGAAGCCGGUGCCAACAGCAAGGAAGGGACGACGUCAGGUGCAAACGUCGGGACGAAGAACAAGCAGGACGGUGGAGACGGAAGCAAGAGUGUGGAGUCUAGUAACAAAAGUCAAAAAAGAGAAGAUAAAGACAAAAAGGCUUCGCAAGUUAGUCCAGUUAAUGCGAGCAGCAGAAAUUUAUGGGUAUCUGGGUUGUCUUCGAGUACUCGUGCGACUGAUCUGAAACAAAUAUUCUCGAAAUACGGGAAAGUGAUAGGUGCCAAAGUGGUUACAAACGCAAGAACGCCCGGUGCAAGAUGCUACGGAUACGUUACCAUGUCCACGAGCGAGGAUGCUGCAAAAUGUAUACAGCAUUUACAUAGAACGGAACUUCACGGACGCGUGAUAUCCGUAGAAAAGGCGAAAGGCGACACUCAGCAAAGUCAUAUGCGUAAACGGGACACUACGAAUGGAAAGUCCGAGAAGAAGGAGGAGAAAGACAAGAUAAAGGAUAAUCACGAUGUAAGCGAUCGAAAGGAGAAAGAACCGAAAAAGGAAAUCGAAGAUAAAGGGUUGGAAACAAAACCGUCUAAAUGUGCGACAGCGAAAAAAUCGGACGAGAAAAGCGAUGGCGCUGAGAGCAAGAAAGCAGAGGUGCUGGAGAAGAAAGACGAAGUCUCCAAGGAAUCUGAUUCCCGAUCAACCAAGUCGACCAGCAAAAAGCCAGAGGGCGAGAAAGGAAAGCGCGGCGGCGGCGGCGGCGACGAGAAGAAAAUCCGUUCCUGGGAUCAUCAUCGAUCUCAUACGCGAUCCCGUAGCCGUGAACGGCGCAGACGCGACGACGUCCUCACAUUCGCUAAGAUCAGGGAGGAACGGGAGAGGCAAAGAUUACGCGAAAGAGAGAGAAUACUUCGCGAGGAAGAACGAAGAAGGCGCGAAGAUAUGGAGCGACAGAGGGAAAUUGAUCGCAAACAGAGGGAAGAGGCCGCACGUUUGGAACGGGAACGGGAAAAGUUACGGAGGGAGAGAGAAAGGAUCGAACAGGAGAAGGCGGAGUUGCUUCGUCUCGAACGGGAACGUCAAAAGGUCGAAAGGGAGAAGCUGGAGCGGGAAAGGUUGGAGCUGAAAAGGCAACAGAUGCGGCUCGAGGAGAGCAGGCGUGCUCCGCCGCCACCGUCUAUAAAACGAUCUUCUAGCGACAGAAGGGAUCCCAGAGACUUAUACGUGGAACCGGACAGAAAGCGUAUGACGACAGAGCACAGUCGAAGACACUCCCCGGAGCGAGUAAGUGAUCGACGCGGUGAAAUAUUGGAUCGUGUCUCUGAUAGACGAUUGGAUGCAUCGCCGCCUGCACGAUACGAGUCUAGCAGAUCCGCCCAAGAUAUCGGACUGAAGAAGGAAUUUAAACGCAGCAGUGAUUUCCCUUCGCGAAGUAGUCGCCCGGAAAGUUUCUCCGAAGUUUCCCGUGGUAGGGAAGUUAUAGUACGCCGAGAGGCGCUUAGCACGACGGCGUCAUCCAUUGAUCCUCGACAAGUGAAGGAAAGAUCGUCGACGAAAUUUUUCAGCAGGUAUGAACGACCAAGUACGACCACUUACACUCGCGAGCGCGAAGUUCGACGUUCCGAGCCGGAAACGCAUAGGAGCUCCAGGGACAGUCAUACGCGUUACAGCGAAAGUUUCAAACCUACAGGUUCCAGUACACCACGUGACAGUCGCUACGUGGAGAGCAACAGAACUACUAGUAGCUGGCAUUCUGGGCCACCGUCUACAAAAUCAUUUAAUUCCGUACCGAGUAGCGGAACUCGAGACCCUCGAAAUGAACCAUCCAGCUGGAGUUCCAGGUCCUCAGAAAAUGUAAACAGAUGGAGUAAUUCGAGCAGCAUGGGAAACACCUUACGUCAUCCAGUACCACCGACGUACCAAAGCGGUCCAAUUCAGUCUAUGGGAUUGACAGCGCCCGGAACAACGCCAUCGUACGAUCGCUUCGAUCCAUACAAGUCGUCGAUGCCAAGCAUGAGAAAAUAUUGAUCUUGUCGCUCCGAUACAGAUUACUGUGACGAAUAACAGCGAAUUCAAUGAUACUACGUUUCAAGGCGUAUGCGUGUGCACAAGCCACAUACGCACGCCGAAUUACUACCUACAUUCUUGAUAAAUCAAAUCUAAACUAUCCACAGGCAGUUUAUCGUACGCGCAAUCUCGGUUGUAACGGUUACACGCGACGUUUGAGAACUUGAAUUCACGAGAAGCGAACCAGUUUUUUAAUCCACGAACGAGAUCCGUGCGCAUGCGUGCGCACAUGCUAGAAAUCGUUUUUCGGGACACCCCCCCUAUUAUUCGUUGCAUUUUAAGUUUAUACCGAAUAGAUUUUUAAUCGUCGCGCGUAUCUCUCGCGUAAUCGUAGCGAUCGUGAGGGCACACGAAACCGUUGAAUAUUCAGGAUAAGACAAUUCGAACGAGUCGAAACGGCAUUUUCGUUCUCUUGAUUUCUUUUUUUACGAGCACAGUUCGACAGUGGUAUUAAAAGACAUUCAGAAACGUCCACCGUGAAACGCGUUCAAACGGCACGUAUUUAUUGGUUUUUUCCAUGCGCACCCAACUUGCGAAAUACAUGCAACGCGUACCACGCACGGUAUAUGCAUUACCGAACUGUAAUUGAUGUUUGUACAGUUGUUAAUAGAUACGAUCGUGUGGUUAGAGAUCCUAUAGAGGAACGCUCGACGCGGGAGAACAUUUUAUUCGUUUCGUUUCACCUGCUCGACGAAACGGAUUAGAUUUGUACGAUGCGUUAUAUGAAUCGUUUAACUGCAAUUUAUUCUGAACGAUAAUAACGCGCAUUCGUUUACAUCGAUGGACAUAUUCUUGUAGGACAUUAAGGUAUCGUAUAGAGUCACUCGCAGUUGUAUCGCGUACCUUUAACCGAUUCUUUAUAGAAACACGUACAUAUUCUGCAAGGAUAUGACUGAAUUUGUAUAUUGAAUUCCAUAAGAAUUGUAUAUCUAAUGACGAGGAAAUUUACGUUCAUACGUGAACCACACGUACCACGUUUCAGUGUAGCGACGAUUAUUACAGCAUAAGUAAAUUUAUGGCAUAACAGAACGUUUUCGAAAUCCUUUACCAAAGACCUGGCCAAACCGCGCGAUACAAAAAUAUAUACAGGGUGUUUAGGGUAUGCUAAAA